UGGAGGCAGGGGUGACAUCUCUCUCGAUGACUCCUUCUGUAAUGAUCAGCUACUCUGGUCUAGGGGCGAGGAGAAAAGUCAGUCGCUAGCCUUGUGUAGGGUGUGUGAGGGACAUGAAAAAUGCCUUUCUCCCGUCGGAGACAACAGCCCCGUGAUCUCAUGAAUAUAUUCUAGCUGGCGGGCCAUUGUGUAAUAGUCAGGGAGGUAUGCAAUCCAGUUUCUUAGGCAAAAACGGCUACUCGGAGCAAGGACCAACUACUACACAGCGAUUCUUCUCACUUUUGUGCAUGCUUACAUUCCGAGUAGUGACGACGCCGGACAAGCAGUGAUACGGAUCUUUUGAGGCACAUUCGACGAGGCUGCCAGCUACAGUUUUAAAAGGGAAACGAUUCGCCACAUCCAGACAUGGGAGCGAACGUUACAACUUGAAGACAGACAAGACACACUGUUGCGGAUAUAAGGAAAAAUAACGAACAUAGCCUACUUUUAUUGUCACCGACCAAUACUUCUUGGAACUAUCUACCAGCUGAAUAAUACAGAAUCAAAUAAAGAAUUCCAACCACGGGUAGUUGGAGUCAAAGGGCCCCCAUACUAAACAAUGAGGAUGAGGAAGUGAUUUGCUGUUUGGGGCUGCCUGUCAGGGUCUUGUUGACCUCCCCGUUCCUCCGAUGAACCCCCUCAACUCCAUGAAACCCGGUCUGCCUCCCACUCCGCACAGUGACGGUAACUUCCUGUAUGACUCUGCCUCCUGGCAACAAGGCACCAAUCAGCAGCCAGGCGCCCUCUCUGUGGUAACCACUGUCUGGGGCGUGACCAAUCCCUCGCACAGCCAGGUGUUUGGCGCGCCCAUGGGUCCGGGCGGGAACUCUGGAGGUCACAUGAUGCAGGGCAGCGGUGGCGGUGGGGGGAUGAGUCCUGGUGUGAACCACCAGUACCAGAGCUAUGGUGAUAAGGGCUACGGACAACCAGGUCUCUACGGACGCCCCAACACCGCCUAUAACCAAGCACCACCAUAUGGACAGAGUUACUCUAAUAAUGGUGGUGGUGGAGGGGGAAUGGGCCAACGCCCCCCCUCUGACUUCACCCAGGCUGCUGCCGCUGCUGUUGCCGCCGCUGCUGCCACGGCAACCGCCACUGCCACGGCAACAGUUGCCGCCAUCCAGGAGAAGCAGAACCAGGAAAUGAACUACGGCCAGAUGGGCGGAGGACCCUCCUCCUACAGUACCCAGUUCCUGUCCCACCCGGGCCCCCAGCAGGGUGGGCCCCGCGGCCCCCCGGGGAUGAGCCCCAGUGGGAUGGUCCAGUCCCGGCCUGGACAGCACCCCUCAAUGGGGGGCAUGGGGUACCCCUCGCACCCCUCCCAGGGUCAGGGCCAGAGGAUGUCCCAGCAGCACCAAGGCUACCCAGCAGGUCAACAACAGGGGCUCAAACGCCCCUACCAAUCUGAGGGUUUCCCGGGGCAGCAACAGUAUGGUUCAGGGGGCAUGUCUCCGUACCAUGGUGGCCAGCCCCUCCAGUACCCCCCCGGACCCCAGCAGCGCCCGCCCCAGUCCCCAUCAUACCACCCCAACCAGCGCAUGCCCCCCAUGGCACAGUACCAGCAAGGACCACCUAACCCGGCACAGUACUACAAGGAGCAGCAGUACAAUGGGCAGCAGGGUAACAUGCCACCAGGAGGCUACAAUGCCUUCACACAGGCUGCUGUCAAUGCGCAGGGUGGCCGAGUGAUGCCGGGGUACCCCAGUUCUCUUGGGGGUAACCCAACCCCUCCCAUGACUCCAGGCAGCAUGCCCCCCUACCUGUCACCCGGUGGGCCUGGACCGGACACCAAGCCCCCCUACCUCCCCCAAGGCCCUGACAUCAAGCCCCCCUACCUCCCCCAAGGCCCUGACAUCAAGCCCAACAUCAACUCCCUACAGCCCCCCACUGGUAACCCUAGCGACGACCUGCGGCUGACCUUCCCGGUGCGCGACGGCGUGGUGCUGGAGCCGUUCCGAUUGGAGCACAACCUGGCAGUCAGCAACCAUGCCUUCCAGCUGCGAGACUCUGUCUACAAAACCCUCAUGAUGAGGCCUGACCUGGAGCUGCAGUUUAAGUGUUAUCACCAUGAGGACCGGCAGAUGAACACUAACUGGCCCGCUUCCGUACAGGUUUCUGGUCCUUGCUUACAGGUGAGUGUGAACGCCACACCGCUCACCAUCGAGAGGGGCGACAACAAGACGUCCCACAAGCCCCUCUACCUCAAGCAGGUGUGUCAGCCGGGACGCAACACCAUCCAGAUCACCGUCACCGCUUGCUGCUGCUCCCACCUGUUUGUGUUGCAGCUGGUCCACAGGCCAUCAGUACGCUCAGUUCUGCAAGGUUUAAUGAAGAAGAGAUUACUGCCCGCAGAGCACUGUGUGUCUAAGAUUAAGAGGAACUUCAAUAGUGGGACCAUCCCUGGAACCACAGGGCUGAACGGAGAGGAUGGUGUGGAGCAGACAGCCAUCAAAGUCUCUCUGAAAUGUCCCAUCACCUUCAGACGCAUCCAGCUGCCCGCACGGGGACACGACUGUAGACAUAUCCAGUGUUUUGAUCUGGAGUCGUAUCUGCAGUUGAACUGUGAGAGGGGGACCUGGAGAUGCCCUGUGUGCAAUAAGAGCGCUCUACUGGAGGGACUAGAAGUGGACCAGUACAUUCUGGGGAUUCUAAUUUACAUACAGAACUCGGACUAUGAGGAGAUCACCAUUGAUCCAGUGUGUGGCUGGAGGCCGGUGCCCAUUAAACCAGACAUCCACAUAAAGGAGGAAGCAGACGGGCCUGUGUUGAAGCGCUGCCGGACGGUCAGCCCCAGUCACAUGAUGAUGCCCAAUGUCAUGGAGAUGAUAGCUGCCCUGGGACCGGCCUCCUCGCCCUACCAGGGUCUACCACCUGGGGGCAGGAACACACCUGACUACAACAGCCAAGCAGGUCAAGGAUACUCCAGCCAGUCAGGCUUCUCUGAGUUCCCCAACACCCCUGGAACUCCAACCCUGAGAGACUUCACCUCCCCUGGACCACCUAACAUCUACCAGCAGGACCAGAUGUCCCACUCUGGCCGUAUGGACCCUUCCCAUAAUGCCCUGCAGCAACAACAGCAGCAGCACCAGCAGGGUGUCCACGGUAACCAGAGUAUCGGAGGCGGCGUUGGCGGACAGAUGCAGCAGCGGAACUCCAAUACCCAGAAUGCCCGGCUGCAGACGGAGGGGUCGUUCGGCCUGGGUGGAGCGGGAGGAGGAGAGGGAGCGGAUCACACCCUGGACCUUCUCCCUGAGCUGACCAAUCCAGAUGAGCUGUUGUCCUACCUAGGUCCUCCAGAUCUACCUAGCAACAGCAACGAUGACCUGCUCUCUCUGUUCGAGAACAACUGAAGACUCACUUUCUUCCUCGUUUAGGGACAGCUUCAUCCUAUUGAGAGGGGGGAGGGGACGGGACAGAGAGGGAUUCAUGUUUUUAUACCCCAUGCCUGCCCAUCCCUACCCUCUGUGGACCAGACCAACAGGAAGGUGCAGAGGGUAGUGAGAGACAGACAUGACUUUCUCUGUCUGGAAACUCUGUCAAGACUAGUGUUUUUAGACUCAUUAUAAAGCAUCCCUUUGCACUCUGGAUCCAUCAAAUAAAUGAAAAAAGAAUAAUCCAGUGAAAAAUGGGACUGCCUGCACUGGCCAGCCACUAUAACUGUAAUGUUCUUAAAAAAUCACAAGCUGAAGGAUUUUAAACUUUUUAAAGGACCUUUUUAGAAACCAGAAAAAUUAAGUGUUAUGUUGACUUUCCAUUGUGUAUUUAUGAUUGUGGAACUUGUCAAUAAACGAGAAACAGACAGUGGAUCUCUGACAUGACAUUACAUUACUUAGUGUCAUAAAUAAAACUAAGAGUUGGUGUUGUUCAUUCUAAAUGGGAGUUAUGAAUGCUGAAAUGAAGAUAUGUAGUGUUUACACCAGGGCCCGGUUUCCCAAAAGCAUCGAAGGCUAAAUUAAUCGUUAGAACCUUCAUAGGAGGAUAGUUAAAUUUAUUGAGCUUUUUCCCAACUGAUUUAUCGCCUGCCUCCGACAGCUAGUAGAACAGCUAAGUCCUUAGAAUCUUUUUACCCUCCCGCGUCACUUUAUUACACCGAUCUCGCUAAUCAUAGAAUCACAUGGUUUAUCCAUCUCUAUGACCGCCGAAAACUUCAGUACAAAGUUGAAUACAAAUACUAAGUUGCCAAUGUCUUUGCAAUUGAUACAAACAAGCAACGUAUGAAAAUGUUUCAGAUAAAACCGAGAUGACUAUUCAAAUAAAUAGUAGGCUAUAGACCUAUUAUAGUCAUAUUGAAAUAUAUUUGAUGUUCAAUCGAGUUCUAUUUUGCUACUUUUAGGCUAGGCUACUGUCUGUAAUUAGUCAAUAUAGUUCAUGUGUAGCCUAAAGUGCUUAAUGAUGUACCAAAUAGAAUAAGCUGCGUCAAUAUUUGCAGCAGUAGGCGGUAAUAUUUCUCUAGGAGCUUAUCCGUCGUCGUUAUUGUGAAAUAAUUCUGUUAAGGUAAGAUUUGGAUGGAGAAAGCUGAUCUGAGAGCAGCGCUCCCGUUCUUUCGAUCCUAUCGGUAUCGACAAGUGCUCCAAUGAUUCAUUUAGCGACCGUUCACUCUACGUUGUGUUUUGGGAAACGCGUUACCUAUUCGAUGUUGUAGGAAAUGUGCAUAAUUUAACGCCUGGAACAGACCAACAUUGCCGUUGCAUCAACGCUGCAUAAUACAUUCUGCAGUCCAACUUUUUCAUUAUGUAAUCCAAAGUUGUUACUUGGUAUAUGAGCAACAAAAGUUCAACAUUCAUCUUUUGCUACUGUUUGUUCAAACGCGCUGCAGCAUUCCAUUGUAAAUGAAUGUACUUCUGGUGUACCAAAAUGCAAUGUAGCAGUUGGUCUGCUCCAGGCAUAAAACCAUUAAGCCAAGUUCCAUUAGGAAACUGGGCCCUGGGUAAUGCCAACAGUACACACCUUAAUGUCUCUAUACAGAUGACGUCAUACAAAGCCAGCACACAAAAGGAGAUGGGAGGGAUUUUUGAGACAGAGAGGUGUCUCAUAUCAGGCCAGUUGGUAAAUAAGGAAACUACUAGAUGUUUGAAUUGUUUGUUUUUCCCUGAGUGGGAGUCAGAAGCCAGACAUGGGGAACUCACCUUCAAUCUGUCUCUGGUACUCCUCCCUUCUCACUCUCUGUCUCUCUUUUAUAACUAUACUGCAGAGACAUUUAAACAUGCACAAAUAUACACACACUUUCAAGACCAUGGGAAUGGAUCGAAGCAUCCCCAGUGAACUCCUGUGAAUUGAUGGAGAGAGGACAGUUGGACAAAUUAUGCUCACCAUGUGUUUCCCAUAUGUCAAGGAGUGAAUGUGUAUUCUCCCUCCAUUCCUUCCUCCUCCUCUCCAGUAACACACAUUUAAAACCGCCUAUUUCUAAGGUUUAAACAGCCUUUAUGCUUCCUCUCUCUGGGUCCUUAGCCUGAGGGGACUAUCUGUCUGUUCCCACCCCUCUGAGGUUGUCAUUGGUUUGUAGGCCUAACUGUUUAGAGCACCAGAUGUUGGAUGUGCAAUGUUUAGUUUAAGAACAUCUGUAUUCAAUUCAUUUUUUUAAUAAUCAUGAUAAUAUUGUUGUUAUUAGAGUAAUUAAAGUGUUGGUGAAGCUGUGCA
Molecule: messenger RNA, 5676 nt
Organism: Oncorhynchus keta (chum salmon)
Lineage: Eukaryota; Metazoa; Chordata; Actinopteri; Salmoniformes; Salmonidae
Gene: zmiz2
Product: zinc finger, MIZ-type containing 2
Biological process (GO): regulation of transcription by RNA polymerase II; protein sumoylation
Molecular function (GO): SUMO ligase activity; zinc ion binding
Source: RefSeq, a predicted model, not a curated record